Molecule: messenger RNA, 1101 nt
Organism: Thyridium curvatum
Lineage: Eukaryota; Fungi; Ascomycota; Sordariomycetes; Thyridiales; Thyridiaceae
Exons: 2
Coding region: 1-1101 (366 amino acids)
Source: RefSeq, a predicted model, not a curated record
AUGGCCGACCACGAGCACCAAGAUCCCCGAUCUCCCCAAGAUCAUCAAGAGCACCAGGAGCAUCAAUAUCCCCAAUCUCCCCAAUCUGCAUAUAGUCAAGAUCCCCAAGACCUCCUAUCUCCCCAGACCCCCCGCGAACCACAAGAGCACCAAGAACGCCAGGCGCAAGAUGAACCACCCCCGCGAGCAACGUCCCAGUCCCCGUACCCCGAAGUCGCCCCGCAGGGUGAUCGGUACCCAGAGCACAACGAGUACGGAUACGGAGAGCACUCCCCCUCGGGAGCAGCCUACCCGGCCGCCUACGGCGGCGGCGCGGCCACCUUCUACGACAGCACCGUCUCGCCCAGCGUAGCGCAGCCACCACCGCCGCCAGAGACCGUCCUGUUUCCCUCCUCCCAGUCCUCCUCCUCCCAGGGCGGGGACAGCAACAGCAACAACAUCAAGGAGGAGAUCGCCGGCGGCAGCGGCAGGAAGCCGCCGAGGGGGUCGACGAUCUGGGGCUGCAGCGUCGCCGUCUUCGUCCUGGCGACCGUCGUCGCGCUGCUCCUGGCCGCCGUCGUGGGCCUGGCCGCGGGGACGGGCAUCGAGGCCCGCAGGGCCAGCGACGCGGCCGACCAGCUCGCCGAGCUGAGCGCCUCCGCCUCCGCCGCCGCGGCCAAGACCGUCACCGUCACCGCCCCGGCGCCGACCGCGACGCCCUGGGCCGCCCUCGACCACAAGUGCUCCUCCGACCCGGACAACGUGAGCGGCCAGACCUACACCUCCUUCACGCUCCUGGGAGCCCAGACCUUCACCAUCCAGUGCAACAAGGACACGACGGGCACGGACCUGCUCUCGCUCUUCGUCGCCGACUUUGACGCCUGCAUGGACGCCUGCUCCGCCUUCACCAUGUACGAGACGGCCAACUUUGGCUCCGCCAACGCCAAUGCCACCUGCGGCGCCGUCAGCUUCAUCCCGCUCUGGACCAUCAAGUCCGACGCCCAGAAGGGCAAGGCCCCCGGCAACUGCUACCUGAAGCCCGCGCCCCAGUCCCUCAAGACCUUGAAGACUCCCAACAUCGGGACCGAGUGCCACGCCGCCUUUGUGAGCCGGGAUAAGUAA